Molecule: messenger RNA, 1207 nt
Organism: Sphaeroforma arctica JP610
Lineage: Eukaryota; Ichthyosporea; Ichthyophonida
Exons: 1
Coding region: 323-835 (170 amino acids)
Source: RefSeq, a predicted model, not a curated record
GUCAUAUAUAGAGUAUGUUUAUUUAUUUGCAAAUGGACAUCCUCCGGGGUUAACUAUAUAAUGAUAUUUAUAUUCCUUCUUACAGCGCCGCAUACGAUCCAACAAUAAUAUCAACUAGAGGACUCGUCAUCAUCGCACCUGCUGCAGCUGCUGUCCUCUUCGACCUUCUUAUCCAUUCUUUUUUGCAUUUAUUUUUGUUCGAGCAUGAUGAUCAUUUACAGCAGUGAGAACUGGCACACUUGUUGUCACCAUAUCUGAAGCAGUGCAUGCCCUCAUCAAUCUUCUUGCCCAAGCUCUUGCACUUGCCUUGAUUGUUAUCCUUAUGGCACAUCAUCCCCUGAUCACCACCAUGAUCUUUCUCAUGGUCCUUAUCAUGAUCCUUAUCAUGGUCUUUCUCGUGGUCCUUGUCAUGGUCUUUCUCAUGGUCCAUUUCAUGAUCCUUCUCAUGAUGCUUCUCAUGUUCCUUGUCAUGAUCCUUGCCAUGGUCCUUGUCAUGGUCCUUUUUCUGGUGCAUAUCAUGAUCCUUCUCAUGACCCUGCUCAUAUUCCUUACCAUGGUUCUUAUUAUGGUCCUUACCAUCAUCAUGAUGUUUGCCAUGGUUCUUGCCAUCAUCAUGGUCCAUGCAGCAGUGGGAACUGGCACACUUGUUGUCACCGUAUCUGAAGCAGUGCAUGUGCUCGUCUAUUUUCUUGCCCAAGCUCUUACAUUUGCCUUGGUUGUUAUCCUUGUGGCACAUCAUCGGCUUUUCAACAUCAUCACCAUGGUACUUGUCAUCAUCAUGGUGCUUGUCAUCAUCAUGAUGCUUAACAUCAUCAUGGUCCAUGCAGCAGUGUGAGCUGGCGCACUUUUCAUCACCAUAUCGGAAGCAGUGCCUGUGCUUAUCCACCUUCUUGCCCAUACCUUUGCAUUUGCCUUGAUUGGUAUCGUCAGAACACUUCAUCUUGUGUUCAUCAUCGUCAUCAUCAGCAUCAUCUCCGCGUCUAUCCAUGCAACAGUGUGAAGUUGAACAUUUGUCACUGCCACUUAGGUUGCAGUGUUGUUUCGUAUCAAUAUCCUUGUUCAUGCCAUCGCACUUGCCAUUGUUGUUGGAUUCAGAACACAUCUCCAUCAUGGAAGGAGAAGAAGCCGCCAUUGCCAUUGCCGCAGUGGUGACAAGUACUAAUGUUGUGCGCAACAGUUUCAUGUUGAUAUCUUCAGUUUACUUCAC